This is a messenger RNA of Mycena indigotica, 1434 nucleotides long. Its product is annotated as PPM-type phosphatase domain-containing protein. The transcript has 4 exons. Lineage: Eukaryota; Fungi; Basidiomycota; Agaricomycetes; Agaricales; Mycenaceae. Bases 1 to 1434 code for a protein of 477 amino acids. The record is from RefSeq and is a predicted model, not a curated record. Gene Ontology annotation, molecular function: protein serine/threonine phosphatase activity. Gene Ontology annotation, biological process: protein dephosphorylation.
AUGUCGCGCCUCGUGCGGUCUGCUCGGGAUCGUUGGGGCCGUUUAUCACGCACAUCUCGGUUCCUCAUCGGAACCUCUAGCAUUGGCUAUCUCUUCUACUUGUGGAAUAAGCGCGACAAACAGCCGUCUACAAAGCCUGUCAGCUUGCGCAAGCCGGCCAAGGGCAUUUUCCGGGUGGACUCGGUGGGGCUGGGGGCAAGCAUGCCGUUUGAACAAGCCAGUUCCGUCUGGAUUGAAACCGGAAAACACGAAUGGUUUCUGUCGGGUGUCUAUGCUGGUUACUGGGGGGAAGGCUCUGCCACUAUACUGGGAUCACAGCUGCUCAAGUCUCUUAAUGCCAGUUUGAUCACCCUAUACUCCCGAUCCAAGCAACCAGAUAAUCGAAGGGUGUACCAAAGCUUCAUAACUGCCUUUACUGGAUUGGACGAUACCCUCAUCAAACCGGUGAAGAUAUUACUCAAAGAUGACAGUGCUGAGGGCAUGCGCAAGAAUUUGGCCGCCAUUCUUUUCGGAAUAUCAUAUCCCGGUUCUGGGGCUCUGGCGACCUUUUUUGAUUCGGCUGUCCAACGUUUCCAUGUGGCUCUUGUGGGUGACUCACGAGCAGUGCUGGGACGACGGAGAAAGACAGAUGAUGGCAAAAUCAUGUACGAUGUACACGUUCUCUCUGAAGACCAGACGGUCAACAAUCCUCAGGAAGUCGCCCGACUUCUUGCCGCUCACCCAAAUGAGCCCGAAUUACUUGAUCGACUUUUUCGUGACUGCGGACGAAAAAUUACUCGUGCGUUUGGAGACGGGAUGAUGAAAUGGAGUAGAGACUUCCAGAUCUGGCUGCGCCAGAACACCCUUAGUGACGAGCCAUCGCCAUUUUGUUUGACCCCGCCGUACCUCUCCGCAGAGCCUGAAGUAACAACAACAGACAUCCACCCAGGGGACUUUGUCAUCUUGGCCUCUCGUGGCUUGUGGAACAGCUUAACCAACGAGGAGGUCGUAGGGCUGGUCGGCUUGUGGCUAGAUGGAGACCGUCAUAACAAGAAUGUGGACAUUCUGGAUAAAACUGGCGGGCACCGCACCUUCGAACGCGACAGCCUUCCCGUAAUACUCACCGACAACGGCUCUGAAUCUCAUUACCGCAGGUGGCCUGCGGCAAAGAAGGUGUUCGUCAACAUGGAGGAAAAUGCCGCAGUGCAUCUGGUGAAGAACGCAAUUGGAGGAGCCGAUCUAGAUUUAGUCAAAGCGCUUAUGAAAACGCAUGUACCCCGCGCUGCUCAGUUUCAUGACGAUAUCUAUGUCUGCCUUGACGCUGCUUACAAAUACACACCAAUGAACAGCGAGUAUUGGCAUAAUCUUUGGCCGUUCUUUUCAUCCACAACGGGCACUGAGCUGCAACUUAUCAGGCAGGCAAUAAUCUCUUUCCAAAUUGCUGGAUCAGGUUGA